Molecule: messenger RNA, 990 nt
Organism: Penicillium nucicola
Lineage: Eukaryota; Fungi; Ascomycota; Eurotiomycetes; Eurotiales; Aspergillaceae
Exons: 3
Coding region: 1-990 (329 amino acids)
Molecular function (GO): metallopeptidase activity
Source: RefSeq, a predicted model, not a curated record
AUGCAGAUGCUGACAACCGCUCUCGCUCAGGCUGGCCUCUUUGCGGGAAUUGCCUGGGCUGGUGUCAUGGUCCCUCGCGACUCACCUACCUACACUAUGAAUCCAUUGAUCGCACAAUGGGACUCUAGUUGUGGACUCAGCAAUCCUGCAAACCAUGCCGAGACACGACAGGAUGCAGUUGUGCGCGCCUGGGUUGGCGCCCUGGAAUUGGCAGCCGAUGCAUGGGAUCGUUGGUCGGAUGUCAAGCCUUUCUUGAAAGAGUUGGCCCCCGAGAGUCAUCCAAAUGCCGGGAUCGAGCUGAAGGCAAAUCAAGCAGACGCCGCAUAUACGCAAUUCUUUGCUAUGAGCUUCGAGAAAGAAACAAUCAACAAGGUUGAGGACGUUUUGAAGAAGAUGAACACCUUGACGAAUGUCAUGCCUGGAAAAGGUGGGCGUCCAGAUAUCGAGAUGUAUAUUUCCUGCAAUGAUGAGUCUGUUGGCAACAUGAAGUGCGACAAAGACCUUGUCUUCGAGGUCGACUUGCCAGACAAGAAGGGCAGCUUGCUAAACUUUUGCACUGGGUUCUGGGAAGAACCCCGAUUCGAUGUAUGGAAAAAGGCAGCGCUUAACGCAAAGCACUCUGGUAAUGGUGGUCCGGGGGACGUCACUCAAAAGGAUUGGGAGAGAGUCCGCAACAUCGAGCGCUGGAAUGCAGGAACUGAAGCUGGUACCCUGUUCAAGCAAUUAACACAUAUUGACUGGAUUGGAAACACUAAUCCGUACGACAAAGAUGGCAAAGCCAACCCGACAGAGAUUCAAGGAUGGUGGAAUAAUGCUCAGCAUGCCACUAACACUGUACACGGCAAAACAACCAUGAAAGAAGUUUAUCUGAAUGCGGAGUCAUACUCCUGGUAUGCUCAGUACGGGUAUUUCCUCCGCCGUCUCACUCCCCGUUCCAAUCCGUGGCCGCUUGCUGGCCCCAAGAUGGCGCCAAACUCGAUCGCUAUUUAA